Molecule: messenger RNA, 799 nt
Organism: Acanthoscelides obtectus
Lineage: Eukaryota; Metazoa; Arthropoda; Insecta; Coleoptera; Chrysomelidae
Source: the annotation of a GenBank genome assembly
UAAGGUAGCAAUAAGCUAGUCAUGGUUAAGUAUGGAUGGCCAUUGGCCAGACUUUGCCAUUUUUAACUGUGGUACUGUAUGUAUUUGUUACUAUAAGCUCAAUUGAAUUGAAUGCCAAAAUGAUUGCAUAUCUGGAAGCAGCACUGUUACCUGGGAAAAUCAGACGCAUAGAUCUCGAAUCGAAUAUUGUACGAAUAAUCGAGACGCACCAAAAGCUUUACUGUCAUCAAGUAAUGAAUAUGUUUUAAUGUUUUUAGGUACGACAACGACCAAUUCCAAGCCACCAUCGAUGUGCAGGACUUCAAGCCCGAAGACAUCGAUGUCAGAGUAGACGACAACGUCAUCACUGUGGAAGGCAAACACGAGGAGGCCCGCGAGAAGCAAGACGAGUACCGUCGUGAACGUAACGCGGCUUACAAACACUUCUUGAAGAGGUAUUACUUGCCCUACGAGUACGAUAACAACAGAGUGGAAAGCAGACUCUCCUCAGAUGGUUUCCUGACUGUCACAGCUCCCAAGAAGGGUGUGUGGGUGCCCUGGAAGAUCAGCACCGACAGACGCAUCCCUAUAGUUAUGGCUCCAGGACCUAUACUAGCAGGCCAUGGCUGAAGAAGCUGUCAUGGAAAUAAAGCCGCUGUUUUCUUCAAUGAUGCAAAAUAUUAACCAUUGUUGUUUUUUCCAAUACUGACUAUACUUGUUGUUAAUAUAGCAUGCAGGUCACAGCUAUAGUGUAGCUAUGCAGAAAAGUAUUUAUUGUUGAAAUGUUCAAAAAAUUGUUAAUAAAAAAGCACACACUAAU